AGUUUAUAUGUUUAUUGCAAAUAUUUAGUGAUCUGCAUCUUCUUAUAGGGAGUUUCAGCCUGAGAUCUGAGCCAAGUCCUUUUGAAGAUGACGGCCACGUUCCUGACAAGGAGUUUGUUUCUUAAAUGGCUGGCCGCAAUCUACCUUGUUGCUUUUCUCUCCCUUUACAUGCAGAUCCCAGGUCUUUUCGGAGCGAACGGCGUGCUCCCGGCGCAGUCCCAGCUGCUGUCUCACCCAUCAGUAGCCUCUGCCUGGGCCCGUCCGACGCUCCUCUGGCUGCGAGGCUAUGUCGGGCUGGACACCUCACACGCCAUGGAAGCCGCGAGUCUGCUUGGGGUGGUACUGAGUUUACUGGCUGUGGUGACGGAGUGGGGAAGAGUUAAGGUGGUGCUCGGUGCACUGCUAGUGCUGUACGGAUCGCUGGUGCAGGUCGGACAGGCAUUUUUGUACUACCAGUGGGACUCGUUGCUCCUGGAGACCGGUCUGCUCGCCGUGGUACUCGCCCCCUGGCUACCCUCCGGGGGCCGACAGAGACCCUCGGACUCGGUCGGGCUGUGGUUGGUACGAUGGCUGCUCUUCAGACAAGUGUUCUCGACGGGGGCGAUGAAGCUGCUCAGCAAGUGUCCGUCAUGGUGGAGCCUCACAGCUUUGGACGUCCAUUUCCAAUCGCAGUGCAUGCCGACCCCUCUAGCGGCGGUGGCACACGCUCUGCCUCCAAUCGUCCUCCGUCUGGCAACCGUUUUCAGUCUGGCAGCCGAGCUGGGCGGUCCGUUUCUGUUCUUUUCGCCCGUCAGACGGCUGAGACUGGCCGGGUUCUAUCUGCAGGUGUUCCUGCAGCUGAUGGUGUUUGCCACCGGCAGCUUCGGCUUCCACAGUCUCCUGGUGCUGACGUUGUGUCUCAGCCUGCUGGAUGAUGACUGGCUGACUGGGAGGAAACCACAGGGCGGCCUAUCCGGCGGCUGGCUGGAGUCUAUCCUCAGCGGCGCCGUACUGCUGUCCCUGCUAGCAGCUACGAUAGGUCUGUUCCAGAUUCGCCUACAGGAUGGAGGCAUCGCUACCGAUAUUGGUUUUUCCCCGGAAGAGUUCGGAGAGUUUAUCCAUUUCGCGGUACCGGCCAGUAUUCUGCUGGGCGCGGCCUCUUUCCUGCUGACUGCUGCCGAUGCCAUCACUACGGCUGUUUUGGACUCUGCCGGGGGCUGCUGUCGGAGGAUGAACUCCGCUCUGAAUACCACGGUGACAGUACUGGUGGCGGCGGCGGUAUUCACUUGUUCACUGGUACCGUACACCACCCUGGACGCCCCCACCCACCGCACUCUACCGGAGCCGCUGAGGGAUGUAUUCGCCGAGACCGUACAGCCUCUACAUGUGUUUGGAUCGUACGGACUGUUCAAACAGAUGACGGGCGUGAAAGGUCGUCCGGAGGUCGUGCUCCAGGGCGCCACCAAGCUGGACGGCCCGUGGAAUGAUAUCGAAUUCCGCUACAAGCCCGGCCAGCUGGAUUACAUGCCGCCUUUUGUCGCGCCGCACCAGCCCCGUCUGGACUGGCAGAUGUGGAUGGCGGCCCUGGGAGACUACCACGCUAACCCAUGGCUCACCUCACUGGCUUAUAGAAUACUCACCGGGCAGAAGGAGGUGGUUAGUCUGCUGGACACUGCUCGUUACCCGUUCACCUUCAAGCCGCCGAAGUACAUCCGAGGAAUGCGCUACACUUAUACCUAUGGCGCCGGCGAUCAGCAAAGUUGGUGGCAGCGCAGUAAGACCGGAGAGGAGUACCUGCCUGUGUUCUCAGCCGAACACAAACCGCUGCUCGACUACCUGAAACAGCUGAAUGUGAUUGGUCUGCCUAAGGAGACGACCGACAACCCCACUCUGAUUGGUCUGUUGGACGCCAUCCGUGCCACCCUGGACCAAUGGGAGGCCCGGAAUCUGGUGUGGUCGGUACUGCUGGCGCUGUGGUUGGUGCGUGUCGUGACGGGGCGUGUCAUGGGAAGCGGGCUUUAGAGGAGCGGAGUGGGGAGCGGGGAAGCGGUCUUAAGAAGACUGGUGGGGGCGUCUGUAGGGGUUUGGUCCGUCAUGUGAAUGUGUCUUCAAGAGGGCGACAGCUGGACGUGUAAAAUGACUUUUAGCUGGAAGGCAGCGUAGGGCGUGUUGACUUGUCAUGUAAACCGACCUUUACGUGAGAUGAACCUAUGCUGGGAACCGGGCUUCAGAAGACCCGUAAAAAACUGCUAUUGAAAAGGGCCUCUUUAGGCGACCGGCGAAAGGCUUUUGUGAACCGCUCUUUAUAAUAUCGAACUAUUAUGAUCUUGCGAACGUUUAAAGGGACCCUCCCACCUUCAAAAAAGUUUAUGAAUUGGCACGAAAGUGAUGUCGCUCGGUUCAGAAAGAGCGAAAACGAAUAUCUACCAAAUUUCAUCGAAAAAUAUUCACCGGUAUUCAAGAUAUUAGACUUUUACUUUUGUUUACUUUUUGGGAUCUCCGCUGUUCCUAGCGACUUUAUUUGAAAGUGCGGCAUUUGUUGCGCGCAAAGCAGCAUAUACCACCGCGUGCUACCAAACGUUUUAGUAAAAGAUUUAAAAAUCGUUAGAUCUCCGCUGACGUCACAAAUUCUAAGGGGGCAUACCAAUGCACUAGCCCCUUAGAAUCCAAAAACUGCAAGUUUGAAAUUCCAUAUCUCCGAAUUAAAGCAUUUGUCGAUGUCGUGAGUGCCCAAACCGGUAUUUUCAGGCCAUGGCCACCAAUUUGGCUAUCUCAACUCAAAACUAAUGUUAAGGUGGGAGUGUCCCUUUAACAGUCACGUUAAUUAGUGAAACAACGACGAACGGACUUUUAGCGCGAUUAACCACAAUUCGUUGAAUUCAGUCAGGUUGUUGGGCAUUCAGUAAAAUAAGUCGGAAAUAUGUGAUUCAGAUUAUCGCUGGCGAAGGCCUUAGGUUGGCUCAUAUCGAUCCCGGCUGGAUUUUUGUCUCUUCAAGAGACGAUAAAUGCUUUCUUUUCCUUACCAGGUUAUAGUUGUUCACUCCCGUCUAAGUUUUCUCCUUUGGAUGCUAUGUUUCUUACAGACCUUGUAUAGACCCUAUGCAGCGUAGAAAGAAGUCAAGAAGUCACCUGUGAAUUCUCGAUACCAGCUUUCUGUCGCAGGUUUCUGCCAUCAUGACAUUUGUAUAGCGAUUUUUGCGUGAGAGAGACGCAUGCUUUGGGAUUGUGCCUGUGGUCUUUGACGUGUUUGUAGGCUGUUUUGAUGAUUAUUCCCCGUUUUGUAGGCUUGUGUGUGCUUUGGUGUAGCUGUUAGCGCAAUAUACUCUGGAAGUAGCAUAGCGUUGGAAAAUGUUCGACUCCCUUCUUAUUCUAUUCCAAUAAGUCACUUCGAAAAGACCCGAAAACCCCAUUCCUUGUCCCAUACCGGAAUGUUUGAAGCAUUCACGGAGUUUGUCUCUGUGCUGUGUGCGGAUUGAAUCGUGUUUUGUGCGGAUUGAGGUUUUUCUUUGCUCGGAUUGAAUCGUGUGUCGUGUGCGAAUUCAACCACGCACUCUGCAGAUUGGAUUCCAUUGCGUGUGCGGAUUGGAACAUGUACUCGAGUGGAUAAAACGCGUUCUCUAUGCGUGGAGUGAGCGAUUGCUGCAUAACUUUUCUUUCUAGAUUCUCUUACAUACAUGCCAUGCUACGGCAAAAAAAAAUCAUGUGUUUCGCCACAUUUGCUGUUGCGCGUAUGUGCGUAGAAACCAAACCCACUGUAAGUCAUGGGCUUGUAGGUUAAAACAAACUUCGGUCGCGGACAUUCUAGGCUAUGUAUCUCGAAAAGACCGGAUCCGCGUUUUCCCCCAGAGGCUCGAUGUUUUCAAUCAUGUUUCAGCUUACUAGAUUUAGUGAUGCAACUUUUUACCAGACAGCUAGCCACGACAGGAGAAUACAUAACGUUUACCAGCUUAGAUGCUUCCGUUCUGUUUUCAAUUUUGUGCCAGUAAAGAUUACAAGAAGUAAAUCCAGCGAUAGCACUACGCUUGGUGAUUCGUUUUUCGCUGCCCUUUGCUCGUUGCAUAUUCAGUGUCACAGCUGUGAUCUUUCGCCGUACCUGCAGUCUUCUAUCGUCUUGUCUUCCGAGCACGCGUUUCGAGGCUGAUUAAUAAAUUGAUGUGCGAACA
Messenger RNA from Amphibalanus amphitrite, 4142 nucleotides. Its product is annotated as lipase maturation factor 2-like. The transcript has 15 exons. The record is from RefSeq and is a predicted model, not a curated record. The coding region runs from base 88 to 2001 and encodes 637 amino acids. Gene Ontology annotation, biological process: protein maturation. NCBI's taxonomy places the organism in Eukaryota, Metazoa, Arthropoda, Thecostraca, Balanomorpha, Balanidae. Gene Ontology annotation, cellular component: endoplasmic reticulum membrane.